AUGGAUGUUGCAGCUGGUGGCACAAUCAUUAGUAAGAGUGUGAAUGUAGCACAUGAAUUGUUAGAAGACAUGGCCACUAACAAUCACCAAUGGUCUGAUGAGUGGUCAACCGGUGUUAGAAAGGUUGAUGGAAUUCAUGAACUUGAUGCCAUCACUACCUUGACUGCUCAUGUAGCUUCUUUCACAAAACAACCUCAAUGUAAUUUUCCAAGUAAUACUGAGGCGAAUCCUAAAGCGCAGUGCAAUGCAAUCUCCUUGAGGAGCGGUAAGAAGUUGGAAGAGCCAGUUGAGAAAUCUAGUCUUCCACUGAAAAUGGAGUCCGCAAUAAAAGAAAAGGUGGAAGAAAAGGUUACUGAGAACCUUGAGAAGAAUCAGUCACAAGUUAGUACAGAUCAUCACAUAAAAAUUCCUUUUCCAAUGAGGCUACGCAAGAACAACCUAGAUAAACAAUUUGCAAAGUUUUUGGAGGUAUUUAAGAAACUGCAUAUCAAUAUCCCAUUUGCAGAAGCGCUUGAGAAGAUGCCAUCUUACCUUAAAUUCUUGAAGGAAAUUUUAUAA
Messenger RNA from Humulus lupulus (European hop), 558 nucleotides. RefSeq lists its product as uncharacterized. Bases 1 to 558 code for a protein of 185 amino acids. The record is from RefSeq and is a predicted model, not a curated record. Lineage: Eukaryota; Viridiplantae; Streptophyta; Magnoliopsida; Rosales; Cannabaceae. The transcript has 2 exons.